Messenger RNA from Saccharomycopsis crataegensis, 1353 nucleotides. Its product is annotated as E3 ubiquitin-protein ligase RAD18. Gene Ontology annotation, biological process: protein monoubiquitination; DNA damage tolerance. Gene Ontology annotation, cellular component: Rad6-Rad18 complex; nucleus. The transcript has a single exon. Bases 1 to 1353 code for a protein of 450 amino acids. Gene Ontology annotation, molecular function: ubiquitin protein ligase activity; single-stranded DNA binding. The record is from RefSeq and is a predicted model, not a curated record. Lineage: Eukaryota; Fungi; Ascomycota; Saccharomycetes; Ascoideales; Saccharomycopsidaceae.
AUGAACAUUCCGUGGGAAAAGACCGUGUUUCCCGAAGGUUGCCAGCUAGAUUCGCUAGUGACCUGCACCAUUUGUAAAGAGCCAUUCUCUGCUCCAGUGGUAUCUCUGAUCUGUCAUCACAGUUAUUGUUCCUUUUGUAUUCGCAACUCACUUUCGACAAAAAACCUGUGUCCGGUGUGUAAUGUCGAACUAUUGGAGUCUCAGAUAGUCAAAGUGCCAGUACUUGAGGAAAUUACACGAUGGUACACCUUCAAUAGCUCCCGAUUGUACGCGUUGGUGAAGAAACUUGAAAACCCUGAUCCUAAAGAUUCAACAGGAGAUAAUGCCCAGCCCAAGGAUGAUGAAAUUAAAGAACUUGUAGAGGUAAAGUUUGCUUCGGAAUUGGGGCCCAGAAAAACUUCGCCAUCUGAUGAUUCUUUAAUAUCCCCAAGUUCGAAUUCCAAAUACUUUUAUAUUCCUAGAAAGCUCACCGAGCAGCCCGACACAAAGAAACAGAAGCCCAAAAGACUGCGGAAAACGAUUUCUGGGUUUAUCACUAAAAAAUCUACUACUUCGGUACCCAAAAAGGAAAUAGAAAAUCAAGUGGUGGUGAUCAGUGAUAAUGAAUCGGUGAAUGAAAACUUUAGUGAUGGAGUAGUGGAAAUUUCGGAUUACGGUUCAACUUCAGAGUAUUUUGGGAAAAAGAAAGAAUACCAUGAUGUCGAUGGCGGCGGUUUGAAAGAUGAUGAGAAAGACAAAAAAAUUGAAACUCUAGAUGAGGAGAAACACGAUAGUCUAAUAGUGAACAACAAUGAUGAGUCAAAUCUCCUAAUCAAUUCUAGCAAUAAGAAGAAUUCCCUUCAAAAUUUUCUUAAAAAAACCCCAUCAGUUUUGCCAUCCUCAUCCUCUGUGUUAUCUACCACCCGUGAUAAUUCUCUGUCCGACGACCCUGGUUCCAAGAAACUUCCGAAAUUGAAUUUCUCGAUGCUUUCAGUUCCCAAAAUAAAAGAAAAGUUCAAAAAAUACAAUAUCCCAACCCCCACCCACAAUGGAAAUUCCAAACACCACUUAGCCGCCUACUAUAACCAAUAUCUUGUACUUUGGAAUUCCAAUCUUGAUUCGAAUUAUCCGAUAUCCAAAGCACAAAUUUCAGCAAGACUUCGAGAAUGGGAGCGUAUCCAGAAUUUGGACCAACAUAACCAAAGACUUAGACAGGAUUUUGGAGAAGGAAACUCUACAAAUAACCAGCAAAGAAAAGAAUACAAUAGGACAGGCAGUAGAAAUUGGAUGAACAAGUAUAAAGACGAGUUCAAUGAAUUGGUACGAAGGGCAAAAGAGAGUAAAGCAAGAAGUAAAGCGGGAGAAGUCGAGUAG